AUGUCUUCACGACGACCCACGCAUCGCGGACCACAGCUAUCGCUGUCCGCAUCGAUCGACUUGGAUGUGGAAGGCGGGGCGAAUGCUAGGCUGGACGAAUCUUACGAUGCGGGAUGGAGGACGGAGGAUCUGCCAUGGUCUGCCAAAGGUCCAGCCAGCAGUCUGCCCACAUUGAAUGCGGUCCACAGCGCCAAAGCUCACCUCAGCUGGGCCAGGGAUGGAUGGGUGGACAGCAUGCGCUGGUCAGAGGCUGCACGCGUCAUUCGCAGGUGAGCAGGUUGCGCGGCUUGCAGAGCGGGCAUGGGCAUGGGCAUGUAUGCAGCGAGCAACAGCAGCGCAACGCUCGCAACAGCAGCACAAGGCUCGCAGCAGCAACACAACGCUCGCAGCAGCAACACAACGCUCGCAACAGCAACACAUUGCUCACAACACGCGCGCUGCCUUUGCUCCCCCUCCCUCAAGAUCGCCCGACGUUCGCAACGGUCUGGCCAAGGGAUCCAUCUUGUCCCUCGCGGUCGUCGGCGCCAUCUUCUUUUUUGAAAUCGCAUUCUUUCCCUCGCACCUCUUCCAAAGGCAGCAGGGCGAAUCAGCGACGGGAUUCGGUCAUGUGCGUCCAGGCCAGUAUAGGCAAGCUGACUGCGCUCACUGCGCUCACGCAUCUCACACUCAUACAUGCAGGUCUUUUUCCUCUAUCCGCUGCUGGGGCUGUGCUACUUUUUAGCUGCCAGCUGGACUGUGGAUGUGGCCAAUGCAGUGUACGCCAUUAGGAGGGGCAAUGUUGGUCAUCUGCGAGGAAUGAGCGUUGGCGUGGCCGAUGCCGUCAAGCUGCCAGCGGGGUGAGCGUCGAGAGUGGCCGAAGCGCCCAUCGAGUCGCUUUUUGGGCUCCAAGCUGACGGCGCCCAACUCACUCACGCAGCACAUCUCGACGCAUCUUGGAAGAAUCAUAUCGCGUCAUCUUGGUGCUCAACUAUGUCCUCAUUUGCUACCUGCUCGAUCUCGUGCCCUACAUUGGCAGACCGUUGGCCUUCUUCUUCAUGGUGGGUUGGGCGGCGCCCGCACACGCGUCUUCACUCUACAGCUCACCUCUACGCACCGCACCGCACUCGCACAGAGCUUCAUAGAUGCUUACUAUUGGUGCGUGCCGGAUGCUGAAAAAGUACAGACGAGCCAAGCGCCCGCUCAUACGCGCUCACUCUGUGCAGCUUCGAACAAGCCUGGAUUGCACGCGGAUGGAGUUUGGAUAGGGUGCGUGAGGCGUGGAGCGGCGAUGAGGACGAGCAGCUAAUCGUCGCCUUGGACCCCACAGAGGAUGAGAUAUGCAGAAUCUAGGUGGGCCUACUUUGUAGCCUGUGAGUGAGGCGGCAAGGCAUUGCCCAGAAUGCAUCAUUGACGCGCGUUGCCCUCCGCAGUCGGACUGCCCUCCACACUAGUCAGCUUUUUCCACCCCAGCCCUUUGCUGAACGUGAUGCUCUUCAUGGUCUGCUUUCCAUUUGUGAGUGUGUGCGCGUGGGUGCGGAGGCGCACACGCAGAGUCUUACUCGCAUGCCCCGGUAGUGCACCGUCCUUGCCAUGCUCGCAUCGCCCCAGCCUCGUGUGGCACCUACGGGCGGAAGCGCAAUGACACCAACGUCUGCCGGAGGUGCAGGAAUGUCGGGAGUCGCGCAGCUGUCCAGACUGCUGCCCCCUCGAUUGCCGAUAUUCUGGUUGACCAUACACGCUGUGAGUGGGCGUGUGCAUGUGCAUGCGCGCUAGCGUUCCAGCUCACGCGGGAGCGAGAUUACUUUUUUUUUUUAGCACCGAUUACUAUUGAAGGCCUUUCCACCGCCACCGGAGAGAGGCUACGUGCCGCCAGUGCCGAAUCGUUGGGGCAAUUCGCGCAAUGCUACUCCUGCGAGUAGAAUGUACGGCGUCGGAAUGGGCAUGGACUCGACUUCGUCCGGUGUGGAUGGACGCAGAAGCGCAGCGCAAGUUGUUGGAGGAGCGUGGGGCGCGGCGCCAACGGCAGCAGCAGCGAAUGGGGCCGCGACGCCCGCACAUGCGAAUGGCGCCUCGCACUUUGUAGCAGCACCGCAUGUCAAUGGCGCGUCGCACAUUCCACCGCCACCAAAAGGACCACCGAGGAUGACGCCAGGCAAGAAAAAGGAGUGA
Ceraceosorus bombacis is the source of this 2148-nucleotide messenger RNA. Lineage: Eukaryota; Fungi; Basidiomycota; Exobasidiomycetes; Ceraceosorales; Ceraceosoraceae. The record is from the annotation of a GenBank genome assembly.